Molecule: messenger RNA, 2358 nt
Organism: Cyprinodon tularosa
Lineage: Eukaryota; Metazoa; Chordata; Actinopteri; Cyprinodontiformes; Cyprinodontidae
Product: mucin-3A-like
Exons: 4
Coding region: 337-2358 (673 amino acids)
Source: RefSeq, a predicted model, not a curated record
UUUUAUUGAUAUAUUCAUAUCGUCUUUAAUUUAAAGUGCAUAUCAUAUGUUCCUUUUAUUAGUCAUUAGUUUUUUUUAUAUCUUUCAUUUUAGUGUAAGUUGGAAAAACAUUGAGAACCAUGCAAAAAGAAUGAAUUUAGCAUAUAAGUGACAAGACUAAAAUUAAGGCUUGAUAAAUUGAACAAAAAGCUUGCAAUGGACAUUCAGUAACAAAUUACUUUAAAAUGUUUUGAAUUUUUCUUCUUACAAACCAGACAAAAGCAUGUAACAUUGGUAUCCAAGACAUUUUAAGACAAAAAAAAAAGAUAUUCAUCAGCUGCCCCAUCAGCUUCCACAAUGAACGGUGGAUUCCUUCUGAAACUGGUGGCAGCUUUCUUUAUGACUGACAUAACAGGUUCAACAAUAAAACCUACAGAAUUAAAUGAAUCACCAACAGCUAAGAUAAUAACAAGUACAAUAAUGCAAAUGUCUGUUAAAGGAAGUGCACAACCAUCCAGUAUAUCCACUGUAAAGCAAUCAGGUUUUUCAGAAGAUAAUUUACUACCAACAAAUGAAGAAGGAAUGUCAACUGAUGUUGUGCAGUCUUUAUAUUUCAAAAGUGCCAGCACACCCAUCAGCAACUUUGUGUCGGCUGACACACCCACAAAGGAAGUCACUCAAGGACAGAUUUCUGAAUCACAGGCCACAGUUUCAGCAUUAACAGACACAACACACAUAAAGCUGUCAUCUAAAUCAGGCACGGCAGAACAAACUUCAACAAGAAAGCAGAACAAUGUCUCAGCCACAAUGCAAAGCUCUGUUGGCACCACAAAACUCGUUAAUUCAACAACACCCCAACAAAUGGAAUCUCCAGAACAAUCCUCUUUACCUACAUCUACAACAAAAACAGCAACACAGAUGCAAUCCAGUCAUCCAACAAGCAUUACUGAAGCAUCAACAGUGGAAUAUACUUCCACAUCAAUGCUUAAGACCAUGGUGACAGCAUCUACUGUUAUAUCACCUCCUUCUUUGAAUUCUACAAAAGGAACUUCUAGAAAAACCACAUCUUCAUCUCCAUUUGUUACCACAUCAAAAACAGAUGCUGGAAAAUUGGCAACAAAUAAACAAGGCACAGCAACAACACAAUUAGAAAACUCCUCAAAACAACUGACUUCAGAUGUGACAGCAAAGACCCAUACUUCGGCUGCAAAAACAACUAUAGAAUCAGGGGAUUAUGGAUCAGGGGUUACUCUGGUUUCUCCAUCACCACAAAAGGCAACACAAUACAUGACUGAAUCAACAAAACCACAGUCUCAGUAUAUUGCUACUCUUUCUGAAAAUAUAGGGUCAACGAAAACAACACAAUCAACAACAUUUACAACAAAACAACCCACAAGUGGAAAACCAACCUCUGGAUCAACAACCAUUCAUGGAGAAAGUGACCAUAUACUGGAAUCAUCCACUGUUUCAGAGGAAACCUUGGGAUCAACACAUAGUUCUCAAACACAAACAGCUACGUUGGUUUCAUCACUACCAAAUUUACAACACACUACAAGUUCAACAACAAAAUCAAAAGCUUCAAAGCUUCCAACAACAUCAACACCACAUAUAGGAGCAACAAUUAAAAUAACUACAUACAAGUUAGAAUCUAUGUCAACAAAACAAACACCGCAAACUACAGGGUCUUUAACAGUUGUUCAAACUGAUGGAAAAACAGAAUCUAGUCCAUUUACAAUCAAAACCCAAUCAUUUAGCACAGGGCACACUUCUAAAGAAAUAAUGGAGACCAAACCAUCUACUUCAAUGUCACCUUCAUCCGUGACUGCUGCAACAGAAACAACUGUACAGCCAACACUAUCCUCUUGGUCUAUGCCAACAAGAUCUACCAGAACAACAGAAAGCAAACCAAAAACAAGCAAUCAAGACAUGACACCAUUAGGAAAUACAUCGGGUAAAGUUACAUCAGCCUCAAAUAUUGCAACUACAAAAACAACAAACUCGCCAGAAUCAGCAACAUUUCAAAGUCAGAAUGAAGCUGAAUAUGAAACAACCAUAUCAGGGAAUGUUACAUCAUCUGCAGCGUUGUUAAUACAACCCUCUACAAUUGCAAACCAAUUGACUGGAUUAACAUCAACUACAGAAACAACGGAAAGUGGUUCAGUGUCUACAUCAACAAAACCUGUGAGUCAAACUCUAGACGUUGUUAAUACAACCCUCUACAAUUGCAAACCAAUUGACUGGAUUAACAUCAACUACAGAAACAACGGAAAGUGGUUCAGUGUCUACAUCAACAAAACCUGUGAGUCAAACUCUAGAGUCUGUAACAACCCUGCAAACAGCAACACAGACGCAAUCCAGUCAUCCAACAAGCAUUACUGA